Messenger RNA from Bipolaris maydis ATCC 48331, 321 nucleotides. Lineage: Eukaryota; Fungi; Ascomycota; Dothideomycetes; Pleosporales; Pleosporaceae. The record is from RefSeq and is a predicted model, not a curated record.
AUGGAAGAGACAGGAGAAGAUUUCAUCCAACUAGGCAAGGCGUUCUUAACCUUGCUCGCAACUAUACAGGGCAAUCAUCCAUGGUCUCGUCUCCCCACCCGCAAUCCAGUAACUGGAAUGUCCUUAACAGAAAAGAUAUUCAAAAGCCUCCAGUGUGCUAAAACAAUCUCAGCUAACUCACUCGUCGAACCCAUCAAACUAAGAAUGGCAAGGGGAUUAGCUAGCAUAGCAAAGUCCGUCAUCUUAGAAAAAAUAUAUAGGUCGCAGUAUAAGAACCUAACUGCGCAGGCUAAGCAAAAACGCGAGAAUAGCCUAAAAUAG